This is a messenger RNA of Anneissia japonica, 405 nucleotides long. RefSeq names its product ryanodine receptor-like. The annotation marks the transcript as partial. Gene Ontology annotation, biological process: intracellular calcium ion homeostasis; calcium ion transport. NCBI's taxonomy places the organism in Eukaryota, Metazoa, Echinodermata, Crinoidea, Comatulida, Comatulidae. Gene Ontology annotation, cellular component: sarcoplasmic reticulum membrane; smooth endoplasmic reticulum; Z disc. The record is from RefSeq and is a predicted model, not a curated record. Gene Ontology annotation, molecular function: ryanodine-sensitive calcium-release channel activity. The transcript has 2 exons.
GCUACCACCAGUAUAGAAGACGUUCCAGAUGUACCAGUUGAUAUUGCUGAGCCCGAUAUAAACACCACACUUGGCAACGACACAUCAGGAAGCCUUGAGGAGGAGGGCGACCUACCAGAGGUCAUUGAGAUAGCGGAGGGAUAUUACUAUAUAAAUCAUAUUCUUCAAACUCUAUGUAUAAUACAUACCCUAGCAUCACUCUCAAUGUUGCUUGCAUAUUGUGCAUUGAAGAUGCCUCUUGCUAUUUUCAAAAGAGAGAAGGAAGUUGCAAGGAAGCUGGAAUUUGAUGGAAUGUGGAUAGUGGAACAGCCAUCCACAGAUGAUAUCAAAGGGCACUGGGACAAACUUGCAAUUAGUGCUCCGUCAUUCCCUGAAAACUACUGGGAUAAAUUUGUCAAGAGAAAG